AAGUUUACCCAAUCCCACCACUAGUAUCCAUCUGCAACAGUUUCUCCUGACCAAAAAAAAAAAGUCUCAAAUUAAAUCUCUUAGAUUUUACACAAUCCCUAUUCCCUAAUGAGCUGAUUCAUCCACACGACAAUAAGAACAAGAACUCAAUAAUUCCAGAGAAAUAAUGUUCACCUCAGCCUCAGCCACACACCUACUCUUUCUUUCAAUCCUUCUCUUCAUCAUCUCAUCUGCUUUAGCAGCCGAUGAUGCUUGCCGGCCGGUCGCCUGCAAAGACGUGGGGCCGGAAAUCCGGUUCCCCUUCCGGCUAAAAGGCCGGCAGCCGGCCCGGUGCGGCUACCGGGGGUUCGACCUUACCUGCAACGCCAGAGGGGAGACGAUUCUCACACUCCCUAAUUCGGGCGAGUUUGCAGUGUCGGAUAUUGUUUACAUGUCGCAAAUCGUUUAUCUGUACGACCCGGAUUUCUGCCCGGCCAAGAAAUUGCUGAAUUUCAGCCUCGCCGGCUCGGCGUUCCGUGGGGCGCGCGGGGCGUCGCAGCGCUACACGAUCUUGCAGUGUUCCAGAGAUUGGAGCGAGUACACGAGUUAUCGGGCGAUCCCUCUGUUCUGUGGGGAGAACAUGGGUUCAUCGAACAAUACGGUGUUGGCGAUGACUCCGAGGACGUAUGCCCAUGAAAAGCCGCCGGCGUGUCGGCCGGUGAAGAAGAACGUGACAAUACCUUUGAGUUGGGAUGUUUUUUAUCAGUUCUGGGAACCUUUCAAGCAACUGGAGUUAACGUGGGAUAAGCCGGACUGCCGGAAUUGUGAAGCUGAAGAUCAGCUCUGCGGCUUCGGGGGUGAUUCCGGCGGUGAUAUUGUCUGUUCCAAAUUCCCUUCCAAAGGGAUUCCUCGUGGCGUCAAGUAUGGAAUCACCAUCGGCAUAGGAAUACCGGGGCUAGUCUGCACGAUUGGGCUAGCUUGCUUUGCAUGCGGCAAAAUUAGGGAUUUCAGGCUGAACCGCCGUCUAAGCUCAAUGAAUCUCUCCACCACCGGCGGCAUCACCGUACAACCACCGCUAGCUAUCGCCGGUUUAGACCGCCAAACAAUCGAAUCCUAUCCGGUAACGGUUCUGGGCGAGAGCCGGCGGCUUCCGAAACCAAACGACGGACUUUGCCCGAUCUGCCUGUCGGAGUACGAGGCGAAAGAGACUUUGAGGAGCAUACCGGAGUGCAACCAUUACUUCCACGCCGAUUGCAUUGAUGAGUGGCUGAAGCUCAACGCCACUUGCCCCCUGUGCCGGAACUCGCCGGAAAGCCCGUGGACGAAUACCCCCUGCUCCUCGAUGUCCUUGUCGUCCACUUCGUUGGCAUCCUCUAGCGGUACUUAGAGAGAUAUAUGUGUGUGUGUGCACAAUUUUAGUGGCCGGAAAAAGUUUGUUCUGAUUAAUUAAUUAAGCAUUUUGUAUUUUUGUAUAGAGCCCAUACAGGAGAUUUACGUUAUUCAUUGUGUGUACUACUGUAGUAUGUAUAGGCUUAAUGAAUUAUUACUGAUAACAAUCACACCACACAGUUUUUCAAAUACACAGUUCCCACAGUGUAUCUAUUCCAAUAAUAUAUUUUCUAUUUUUGUGUAA
This is a messenger RNA of Ipomoea triloba (trilobed morning glory), 1612 nucleotides long. RefSeq names its product putative RING-H2 finger protein ATL21A. NCBI's taxonomy places the organism in Eukaryota, Viridiplantae, Streptophyta, Magnoliopsida, Solanales, Convolvulaceae. The record is from RefSeq and is a predicted model, not a curated record. Gene Ontology annotation, molecular function: polysaccharide binding. Bases 167 to 1366 code for a protein of 399 amino acids. The transcript has 2 exons.